Populus trichocarpa (black cottonwood) is the source of this 1490-nucleotide messenger RNA. RefSeq names its product mitogen-activated protein kinase kinase kinase 17. The coding region runs from base 72 to 1466 and encodes 464 amino acids. Lineage: Eukaryota; Viridiplantae; Streptophyta; Magnoliopsida; Malpighiales; Salicaceae. Gene Ontology annotation, biological process: protein phosphorylation. The record is from RefSeq and is a predicted model, not a curated record. Gene Ontology annotation, molecular function: protein kinase activity; ATP binding. The transcript has a single exon.
UCUUGGGCCCUCGUAACUCUGAAACGAGCUUCAUAAAAAAUUUAAUGAGCUCUCAUUGAAAAACACACAACAUGUUUUCUUGGGUUAGAGGAAAGUGCAUAGGCAGAGGCUCUUAUGGCACCGUCAACUUGGCUUUCAACAAACAAACCGAUGCGGUUUUUGCCGUGAAGAGUGCCUCUGAAGCAAAUCACGUUCAAGCGUUAGACAACGAGAUCAAGAUUCUAAGCUCGUUGUCUUCUCCUUUUAUUGUUAAAUUCCUCGGCGACGACGUCUCGUUUGAAAAUUCAACAACCUGCCGGAAUCUUCACAUGGAGUACUUGCCAGGUGGCACCCUUGCUGACCUGGCCUCAUCAACUCACCGUUUGGCUGACGUGGACGAGCAGGCUGUUCGGUCAUUUACAUACUGUAUAGUCUCUGCUUUGAAGUACAUACACUCUAGAGGCAUUGUUCACUGUGAUGUUAAAGGACGGAAUAUUCUAUUGGGUAAUAAUUCAGAUUCCGUUAAACUAGCAGAUUUCGGUUCGGCGAUUGACGCUGCAUGUGGGGAGCCCCUUUUGCCACGUGGAAGUCCGCUGUGGAUGGCACCGGAGGUGAUCAGACGCGAAUACCAGGGACCGAAAAGUGAUGUCUGGUCUCUGGGCUGUACAAUUAUCGAGAUGGUCACCGGAAAGCCGGCUUGGGAGGAUCGCGGGGCUGAUUCGCUGAGUCUGAUCGGCUUUUCAAACGAAGUGCCCGAGUUGCCGAGUAAGUUGUGUGUGCUGGGUCAGGAUUUUCUGAUGAAGUGUUUGAAGAGGGAGCCAAAUCAGCGGUGGAGCUGUGAUCAGCUACUGCAGCAUCCAUUCUUAGCUUCUGUGAAUUCUGAUUUGCUGGGGGACGAAUUGUCUCCACGUUGCGUACUCGAUUGGUACUUCAAUUCAGAUUUCGAGGAAGAUAAUGACGUAAUGGAGCAAGGUUCGGCUUCGAGUUUUGACAAUAUUGAGGUUUCGGCUAAAAAUAGGAUUGGUAAAUUGGUGACUAGUGGAGGGGUAAAUUGGGAAACAAAUGAUGGCUGGGCUGAGGUUAGGAGUGGUUGUGUGAAACGUGAAAGAGGCGAGGGUGAUGAAUCAGGGACCAGUUCGAUAUAUUCUUCUGAUUCGGCGUGGAUAAGUGAGGAAGGGGGUAGGAUAAAACGGAAAGUUUGUAAUUUUAGUGCUGGCGAAUUACACGUGAAUGGCUCUAAGGGGUCGUCCUUUUGUGGAAUUCAUUGGCGCGGUGAGUUGUGCAGCGGAAGUGAAGCUGGUGGUGGUUCGGGUUGUCAUUAUGGUUCACAAAAAGCGGAGCUAGCGGUGGAGGGGUGUGAUUUGGCAGGGAUUUACUUCAGAAUGUUGUGUAAUUUGUUGUUGUAUUUACUGUGUUUCAUGAGAUUAAUGAGAUGUAAAUUUAUUCUUUGGUGUAAAAUCUUUGUUGUUGGGUUUAAUAUGUGCUAGCAUAUUCGAAUGUGUUCAGUUCAA